CACCUCGAGCCAUAUUCCUUAUAAAUCUCCAUCUCCAUAACAGAAAAAAGUAAUAUCAGUAACAAAAGUUUGUUAAGCAAAGCACUCCCCCACACCAAACAGUCAACAAAAAUACAAAGGAAAAAAAAAAAUUAGCAUGGCUUCGCCGACGGCGAUCAUCUACGGCGUUGCCUUCGCCACAUUCGUCUACUUCCUCAUCACCAAGCUCUUCCUCCGCGGCGGCGGGCGGCGGAGCCAGAAGCCUCUACCGCCUGGGCCCACGCCGUGGCCCAUCGUCGGGAACCUUCCCCACUUGGGCCCGAUCCCCCACCACUCCAUCGCGGCCCUGGCCCGUAAGUACGGCCCGCUGAUGCACCUCCGGCUGGGGGUCGUGGACGUGGUGGUGGCCGCCUCCGCCUCCGUCGCCGCCCAGUUCCUCAAGAUCCACGACGCCAACUUCUCCGACCGGCCCCCCAGCUCCGGCGGCAAGUACAUCGCUUAUAAUUAUCAGGACAUGGUGUUUGCACCCUACGGCCCACGGUGGCGGCUGCUCAGAAAAGUGAGCGCCGUCCAUCUCUUCUCCGCCAAGGCCUUGGAUGAUUUUAGAUACGUCCGGCAGGCGGAAGUGGCGGGCCUGACGCGGGCACUAGCGAAUGGAGGCAACGCGCCGGUGCAACUCGGGCAGCUGCUUGGCGUGUGCACAGCAAAUGCGUUGGGCAGGGUGUUGGUGGGGAGGAGAGUGUUCGGAGACAUCACCGGCGGCGUCGACCCCAAGGCAGAUGAGUUCAAGUCAAUGGUGGUGGAGCUGAUGAUUCUAGCCGGCACUUUCAACGUCAGCGAUUUCGUCCCGGCGCUAGAAUGGCUGGACUUGCAGCGGGUCGCAGCUAAGAUGAAGAAUCUCCACCGCCGCCUCGACUCCUUCUUGUCCCAAAUCCUGGAGGAACACGGGAAGACCGCCCACGAUGCCCUAGCUGGAGGACACGUGGACUUCUUGACAUCCCUGUCUUCCUUGAAGCUUGACGACGACGGAGACGGAGAGGGAGGCAAGCUCACGGACACCGAAAUCAAAGCCUUGCUUCUGCAGAACAUGUUCACAGCCGGAACUGACACGUCAUCAAGCACAGUAGAAUGGGCCUUAGCGGAGCUGAUCCGACAUCCUAACAUCCUGGCCCAGCUUCAAAGCGAGCUGGACUCGGUCGUGGGCCGAGCCCGUCUCGUGAGCGAACAAGACCUCCCCAGGCUUCCGUACCUCCAGGCCGUCAUCAAGGAGACCUUCCGUCUCCAUCCCUCGACUCCUCUCUCUCUCCCGCGUUUGGCGGGCCAAAGCUGCGAGAUCAACGGCUACCACGUCCCCAAGGGGGCCACGCUCCUCGUCAAUGUGUGGGCCAUAGCCCGCGACCCGGAGGUAUGGUCCGGCCCGUUGAGGUUCGACCCGGGGAGGUUUUUGCCCGGAGGGGAGAAGCCCGGUGUGGACGUGAAGGGGAGCGACUUCGAGCUGAUCCCGUUCGGGGCGGGUCGGAGGAUAUGCGCGGGUAUGAGUUUGGGGCUCCGGAUGGUUCAGCUGAUGACGGCGGUUCUGGUCCAUGCCUUUGAUUGGGAGUUAGCUGACGGUGUUAUGCCGGAGAAGUUGAACAUGGAUGAGGCUUAUGGGCUCACGCUGCAGCGGGCCGUUCCGCUGAAUGUGCACCCUAAGCCCAGGUUGUCUCCGCGGGUUUACGAAUGUUGAGAAUCGUGGAUGCUUAGCUGGACUGGACCCGGCCCACUAUAUGUCUGCCUAAAUAAUUGACAUCUCUUUUUUUUUUUUAACUGUCUGUCUUUUCUUGUGUCUUGUUGGCGAUAGAAUUGUUUAACUCUUGCUUGCUCCUUUGAAAUCAUAUUUGCCGAAAAUAUGAAGCAUCAUUUGUGCACUUCACUUUAUUAACUUGCUGACUUUCACCAUUUUUACAUAAACAAA
Molecule: messenger RNA, 1933 nt
Organism: Linum tenue
Lineage: Eukaryota; Viridiplantae; Streptophyta; Magnoliopsida; Malpighiales; Linaceae
Source: the annotation of a GenBank genome assembly